CACAAUUACAUCGCUCAUUAGAGGAGGAAUACACAGAGGAAGCUCCUCCCCCUGAAGUAGAAGAACCAGAAGCUGACGUUCAAGAACCAGAGCCUGAGGUGGAAGCCGCUGUGGAGGAGGAAUCUGCAGAGCCCACAGAAGAUGAGACGAAACCAAAGCCAAAAAUGUUCAUGCCAAAUAUUGCGGCUCCAAAGAUUCCUGAAGGAGACAAGGUGGACUUUGAUGACAUCCACAGAAAGCGUCAGGAGAAAGAUUUAUCUGAACUGCAGUCCCUGAUUGAAGCUCAUUUCAUCCAGAGAAAGAAGGACGAGGAGGAGCUUAUUGCUCUGGUCAACAGGAUUGAGAAGCGUCGUGCAGAAAGAGCCGAACAGCAAAGAAUCCGUGCAGAAAAAGAAAAGGAAAGACAAGCCCGUCUGGCGGAGGAGAAGGAGAGGAGAGAGCUAGAGGAACAGAGGAAGAAACUCGAUGAAGAUGUCAAGAAGAAGAAGGCACUCAGCAACAUGACUCACCAGUAUGGUGGAAUCCAGCAGAAGAUGGAGGGCCGUAAAGGGGCAAAGAAACAGACUGAGAGGGAGAAGAAGAGGAAGAUCCUGGCUGACAGGAGAAAGCCACUCAACAUCGAUCAUCUGUCUGAGGACAAACUGAAGGAGAAGGCCAACGAGAUGUGGCAGUGGAUGAUGGAGCUGGAGGCUGAGAAGUUCGACCUCAGUGAGAAACUCAAGAGACAGAAAUAUGAUAUCACUCAGCUUCUGGCUCGAGUCAGAGAUCACCAGAGUGCCAAAGGACGUGGCAAGGGCAAGGUGGGCGGCAGGCUGAGGUAAACAUGCAGAAUUCUAGGGUCUACCAGGAAUUCAGAAGACUGAAUUUGAAGUGUCAUUUGAAGACAUUCAGCAGUCACUCCAAACCACUGUAUUGUUUGACUAUACAUGUAGCACACAUUAACACAAUAAAGAGAUCUUUUGUUGUAUUGUC
Astyanax mexicanus (Mexican tetra) is the source of this 972-nucleotide messenger RNA. It is a transcript of the gene tnnt2e, whose product is annotated as troponin T2e, cardiac. Gene Ontology annotation, molecular function: troponin I binding; tropomyosin binding; troponin C binding. Gene Ontology annotation, biological process: sarcomere organization; regulation of muscle contraction; cardiac muscle contraction. Bases 165 to 821 code for a protein of 218 amino acids. Gene Ontology annotation, cellular component: troponin complex. The transcript is spliced from 15 exons. The record is from RefSeq and is a predicted model, not a curated record. Lineage: Eukaryota; Metazoa; Chordata; Actinopteri; Characiformes; Acestrorhamphidae.